UUGUGUGAGGCAGGAGAGUGGCUGGUUAGUGAGGAGGAGGAAGCUAUUACGUUUAUCCCACUUGGCCUAACAGAGCAAUCUCUCUAUGCAUAUCUUGUAAUUAAAGGAACGCCAAAAUCCGGCAGCUUAGUUGAAGGCCAAAACAGGUUCCGGGGGAAACACCUUGAAACAGAUCACCUGACCGAAAAUGGAAAAGGAGCCGAGUCACAUGACUGAGCGGAUAUUAAACCUCACCCUGGAGAUCGUUUACCUACUGACCAGAGAGAAUUAUAUAGCCUUUAGGAUAUCCGAUGGCUUGGUUGCGUCUGAAGAAAUUAACACACAAAGCCCUGUGAUAAAGCCUCCAUCUCAUUCCCCAAGCAAAAAGAAGGUCCAGGAAGUCACCAGCGAGAUCUCUGAGCUACUAAACGGAGAGAAUUAUAUGACUUUCAAGUUAUCCAAAGGCUUGGUUGCCUCCAACUUGAAGAUCCAAACCCCCAUUAUAGAGCCUCCAUCUCAUUCCCUGAGAAAGAACAGGAAUGUACAAGAUGUCAUCAAGGAGAUCGUUGAUCUACUGACAGGAGAGGAGGGGAAAUGUUUAGAAGGCCACAAGGAUCUGUACCAAGAGGUCAUGAUGGAGAACCAUCCGCCGCUCACGUUACCAGAUAGAUCCAGUAGCGGAAACCCACCAGAGAGAUGUCCCAGCCCUCUGUGUUCCCAGGAUUCAGAACCGCUUGGGAUCCAAAAGGAUGACCAGGUUUUGCUGGAUUCAAAUCAGAUUGACUGUGCAAUGGAAUCCAAGAAAACAGUAGAAGAGCCCUCUGUGAUAGAUGAUCUGUGUAAGGAGGAGAAAACCCCCCCAGAGAUCAGCACAGACACCAGAAACGCCAGAGCCACUCAGAGGGAUGUCAAAGCUGAGGGGGAAGAAAUACACGUUGUAAUUAAAGAAGAGGAAAUUCCUGUAGAGAUCGGCACAGACUCCGAAGACAACAGAGCCACUCAGAGAGACGUCAAAUCUGAGGAGGAGGAGGAGGAAGAGGAGGAGGAAGAAGAAGAGGAGGAGGAGGAAGAAGAGGAAGAAGAAGAAGAAGAAGAAGGAUGUGCAAGGUUUAAAGAGGAGGAAUUUACUAUAGAGAUCAACACGGAUGGAAAACGCGACAGAAAUAAUCUGGACAAGCACCACAUUCCAUUUGAAAACCCCACUACCCAAACUCUUCUCCUAGUACUUCCCAGUGGAGACCUGUCUGAUCCCUCUACACAUGGGGGUAAUUUUCCCAACGAUUCAACUCCCGUCGUCCAUCACCCAUCAGCCAGAGGAGGUGAAACCUUCCGUUGUUCCGAGUGCGGGUUAUGCUUCUCCAAGAGGGAACUUCUUGCUUCUCACAAGAGCUCUCACACAAAGCCCUUAUCGCCUGAGAGCGGCGAAGACCAUCCUCGAAAAUUAUACGUGAUUGAGCACGAGCUGAUUCCUAUGAAGCCCUAUUCAUGCUCAGAGUGCGGGAAAUGUUUUACCCAGAAAGGACACGUCGUUUUGCAUCAGAGAACUCACACUGGCGAAAAGCCCUAUUCGUGUUCUGAAUGCGGAAAGGGUUUCCCAGCGAAAUCGGCUCUGUCUAAACACAAGAGAAUGCACACCGGAGAGAAGCCGUUUGCGUGUUCCGAAUGUGGGAAAUCUUUUUCUUUCAAUUCCGCCUUGACGAAACACAAGAAAACUCACACGGGGGAGAAGCCCUAUUCCUGCUCGGACUGCGGCAGAUGUUUUUCUCAGAGAGACCACCUAAUCGCCCAUCAGAAGACUCACACGGGGGAAAAGCCGUUUUCCUGCUCCGAGUGCGGGAAAAGCUUUGCCAAAAAAGGCAAUCUUGAAACGCAUCAAACGAUUCACACCGGCGACCGUCCUUAUUCCUGCUCUGUGUGUGGGAAAGGUUUCCGCAGUAAAUCAAAUUUGCUCAGACAUAAGAAGGUCCAUAGAGGCCUUAAACCCCAUGUGUGUUCUGAAUGUGGGAAGCCGUUUAAAACAGAAUUUGCCCUUAGCUUACAUCUUCGAUCCCAUGAGGCUUCGGGGAUUACACUGAUAGGAUGUAGCCAAUGAGCACGAUUGCCAUCAAGUAGACAUCUUUUUUUUUUUUUUUGGCCGAUUGCUUGUGGAUUUCUUCCUAUUUAAAGCUAGCUUUAGUCCAGCUCCAUACUUUUUUUUUAGGUAGAUUCAGUAAGAGUUAGGCCAACUUAUCAGUAGAUAAGCCGACCUAACUCAGAAU
Molecule: messenger RNA, 2237 nt
Organism: Rana temporaria (common frog)
Lineage: Eukaryota; Metazoa; Chordata; Amphibia; Anura; Ranidae
Product: zinc finger protein 391-like
Exons: 10
Coding region: 188-2071 (627 amino acids)
Biological process (GO): regulation of transcription by RNA polymerase II
Cellular component (GO): nucleus
Molecular function (GO): DNA-binding transcription activator activity, RNA polymerase II-specific; RNA polymerase II cis-regulatory region sequence-specific DNA binding
Source: RefSeq, a predicted model, not a curated record